AUGGCUAGGUUUGGAGGAGGUGAGCUGAGAACGCCGAUUUUCAACGGAGAGAACUAUGAAUUCUGGAGCAUACGAAUGAAAACCAUCUUCAAAUCUCAUGGGUUAUGGGAAUUUGUUGAGAAGGGAGUAGAAUGCUCAGAUUCGAAGGGAACUGAUGCAAAGAAGAAAGAAAAAGAAGAAUCAAGCGAUGCUGGGAAGAUGACUCUCACAGAGGUGCUCAUGAAGGAUGCUAAAGCUCUGGGUCUGAUUCAAGGAGCAGUUUCUGAUGCGAUUUUUCCUUAG
Messenger RNA from Prunus armeniaca (apricot), 282 nucleotides. NCBI's taxonomy places the organism in Eukaryota, Viridiplantae, Streptophyta, Magnoliopsida, Rosales, Rosaceae. The record is from the annotation of a GenBank genome assembly.